Molecule: messenger RNA, 830 nt
Organism: Oppiella nova
Lineage: Eukaryota; Metazoa; Arthropoda; Arachnida; Sarcoptiformes; Oppiidae
Source: the annotation of a GenBank genome assembly
AUGGUCAGGCCAUUAGGUUGCCCUUCCGAUGGAAAGUGCAGAAUAACACGAAUUACUAGAAAAUAUUGCCCCAAAUGUCGACUCGAAAAGUGUUUGGAGAUAGGAAUGAGACAGAAGUACAAUAGGAGAAAACAAUUGGCCGAUAAUAAUGCCGUGAAUAUGAAUGAAAUCAUAGAAAGUGAUUACAAUUUGACAAAUACCACAGAAUCUGAGACUUUACUACUGCAGUCAUGGAAUCGUAUAAUAAUUCCCGUAUUCAAUGAAAUGACAGACUAUAGCACUUUGAAUGAAUUAGAAAAUAAUCGCAUAUCAGAGUUAACCACUGCCACCAAUAUAUUCAACUACCCGUUAAAUCGUGUAGCCAAAGCUAGACUAGAGUAUCUUAUCAGGGAUACCAUCAAAUUUAGCAAAAGUCUCGUCUCAUUUGCAAACACCUGUCCUGAGGAUCAGUUAUCACUGAUAAAGCAUGGUUGCACUGAAAUGCUAAGCAUGCGAUUCUUGGCUUAUUAUAAUGUCGAUAAAGAAAUGUACUAUGUCAAUUUGGAUAACAAAACCACACUCCGGGUUAAAUUGGACCAAUUCCUGGCUGAAAUAUCGGCAGAAUUAAACAGCGACCCAAUAGUUAUGGAUUUGGCUUGAGCAACAAUUGUAUAUCUAUUUACUACAGAGAUAUUUACUAUUGAAAUAUCAAUCGCAACCUGAAUCACAAUUAAAACUGAAAAAGUUGAUGGACUUGUUGUCUGGUUUAAUUCAGACUUCAAAUAUGCGUAGAGCCGCACAUUAUUCAGAAAUGUUGGAAAGCCUACAAUAUUGCGGACCUCUUGUGAGAG